This is a messenger RNA of Dendrobium catenatum, 3754 nucleotides long. Its product is annotated as probable LRR receptor-like serine/threonine-protein kinase At1g74360. Bases 152 to 3484 code for a protein of 1110 amino acids. The transcript has a single exon. Gene Ontology annotation, molecular function: protein kinase activity; protein binding; ATP binding. Lineage: Eukaryota; Viridiplantae; Streptophyta; Magnoliopsida; Asparagales; Orchidaceae. Gene Ontology annotation, biological process: protein phosphorylation. The record is from RefSeq and is a predicted model, not a curated record.
AAAAAAAAGGCCUCAGGAGAAUUUUUCCGAAGAACGAUUAGAAUAAAAAUAUAACGAGGGAAGACACGAGCAGUCAAAUACUUGCAAGAACAAAUUGGUUUUCAGGAAGAUAACUCAUUCGCCGCUCUCUCAUGUUCUCCUCCGCCGAGAUAUGUCUGAUCACAAAACCUCUCCCAACUUCUCUAACCCCCUCUUCCUUCUACUGUUUCUCCCUUUCUUACUAAUUUCAUCGUCUCCACUUUCCGCUGCCGGCGAUUCUUCGCCGGAGGCGGCUGAGAAAGCGGUGCUGCUCGACCUCAAGCACUUCCUCCUCGGACACAAUCGCGUCAACCGCGGCUCUUACGCCGGGUGGAACGAGUCGGAGCCAUCCCCAUGCCGGUGGGCCGGCAUCGCCUGCGACGCGGACGGCCGCGUCGCCGGAAUUGAUCUCAGGGGUUCGAGCAUCUCUGGCGGCAUCUUCCCCAACUUCUCACUUCUCCCCGUGCUCACCCGACUUGACCUCUCAUCCAAUAGUUUCGACGGUCCCGUCCCGCCGGAGCUCAAUCAAUGCCACGGACUCCGGUAUUUGAACCUCUCGAAUAAUCUCAUCGACGGCGAGCUCAAUUUAACUGCCCUAAACCAACUUGACACACUCGAUGUCUCCGUCAACCGUUUCGUUGGCCGGGUUAUGGGCAGCUUCCCUGUGAAUUGCGGGAAUUUGGUUUCUCUCAACAUUUCGUCUAAUAAUUUCACCGGCGAGAUUGGAGAUUACUUCGACAGAUGUCGCCGGAAUUUGGAGGUCCUUGAUCUGAGCUUGAAUAGAUUUGGAGGGACGAUAUGGAUGGGGUUCUGGUGGCUGAGAGAGUUCUUGGCGUCGGAUAACCGUUUCAUGGGAGCGAUAGCGGUGGAGACUUUUCCGGCCGGUUGUAGUUUGGAAACACUAGACCUCUCCGGCAACGGGCUUAAUGGGAGUUUCCCGGAAUCGAUCGCUAACUGUUCGAAGAUGGAAACAUUGAACCUUUGGGGGAAUUUCUUCACCGGACGGAUUCCCUCCGGUAUUGGAUCGCUCUUCGAACUCAAUACUCUCUUCAUCGGGAAUAAUAGUUUUGACCAGGAAUUGCCCAUUGAGCUCCUCAGCUGUCGGAAAUUGGUGUUUCUCGAUCUUAGCAGAAACAGUUUCCGCGGAGAAAUUCAGAGAAUUUUGGGGAAUUUCACCUCUCUUAAGUUUCUUCUAUUGCAUUCAAAUUCAUAUAGUAUAGGAAUCGAGGAAUCUGGAGUCCUGAAGCUCCCAAAUCUUCUUCGUCUCGAUCUCAGCUUCAACAAUUUUUCCCGGGAGCUGCCCAUUGCCGCCGCCGAGAUGCCUCAGCUAGAGUUCUUGAUCCUCGCCAGCAAUAAUUUCUAUGGUAAAAUUCCUCCUGAAUACGGGAGAAUCGCGACUCUUCAAGGCCUCGAUCUCUCCUUUAACCGGCUAAGUGGGGGAAUUCCUCCCCAACUUGGGAAUUUGACGUCUCUGCUAUGGCUUAUGCUCGGGAGCAACGAGCUCACCGGUAGAAUUCCGCCGGAGAUCGGCAAUUGCAGCAGCCUGCUAUGGCUGAAUCUCGCCAAUAACCAGCUCUCCGGGCGAAUCCCGCAGGAGAUCUCCUCAAUCGGACGGAACCCAUUCCCUACUUUUGAGAAGAACCGGCUCAACGACAACAUCACUCCCGGCUCCGGCGAAUGCCUGGCGAUGAAGCGGUGGAUGCCGGCGACGUACCCGCCCUUCAGCUUUGUCUACACCGUAAUGACUCGCCGGACUUGCAGAGCGAAAUGGGAUCAGCUACUCAAGGGUUAUGGCGUGUUCCCUGUUUGUCUUAAUGCCUCAAAGCCGAUUCGAACGCUGGAUAGCACUGGUUACCUCCAGCUCUCUGGAAACCUCCUCUCCGGCGAGAUCCCAUCAUCAAUCAGCCAAAUGGAUCGACUCAGCAUUCUGAACAUCGAAAACAACAAGCUCUCCGGCGGGCUCCCGCCCUCGAUAGGAAAUUUGCCUCUGAUCCUGCUUAACGUCUCAAACAACCAGUUCUCUGGUUCAAUUCCAGCAGAGCUAAGCGAUAUCCAGUGCCUUCAGAUCCUUGAUCUCUCCUUCAACAAUUUCUCCGGCGAGAUCCCGGCGAGCCUCAACAACAUCUCUGACCUCAACAAAUUCAACGUUUCCUUCAACCCUCUCCUCUACGGUGCCAUUCCCAUGAGCGGCCAGAUCGCAACCUUCGACAACAGCUCCUUCAUCGGCGACCCUCUCAUUUCAUUUUCGGCCUCCAACUCCUUUCACAACACCGCGCCGCCCGCCAACGUCGGUCGGCGAUCGACAGCUAGAUUCCUCUUCAUCUGGAUCGUCCUCUCCUUAAUUGCUGUCAUAUUAAUCUUCGGCCUCGCCUCCUUAAUCCUCUGCCUCAUCUCCCGGUCCCCUGUCGACUCUCUUUCAGUACUAGAACCAGAUCCAUUUCUUUCAGAACCAGACAGCUUUUUGUUUGAAGGAAUCAAACAGCGGCUUCCUUCCACAUCAGAUUCUCCUUCAGAGCUCUCCACCAGCUCUCCUGGCAGCGGCGUUAAGGUAUUUCGUCUCGAUAAAACGGCUUUCACCUACGCCGACAUCGUUUCAGCAACCAGAAACUUCUCGACCGACAUGAUAAUCGGCUGCGGCGGUUCCGGCGUGGUCUACCGCGGAAAGCUUCCGGAUGGCCGGCACGUGGCUGUGAAGAAACUGAGAAGAGAAGGCGUAGAAAGCGAACGAGCAUUCCGUGCUGAGAUGGAGGUCCUUGCCGGCGGCCACCCCAAUCUAGUCUCCAUCUUCGGGUGGUGCCUGGCCGGAGCAGAGAAGCUCCUAGUUUACGAGUACAUGGAAGGAGGGAGCUUGGAGGAUGUUAUCAAAGACUGGCGGAGAUUCGGGUGGGCUCAACGGGUGGAGGCCGCGGUGGGGGUGGCGCGCGCCUUGCAGUAUCUACACCAUGAGUGCGUACCCGCAGUGGUUCACCGUGAUGUGAAGGCGAGCAAUGUGAUGAUGGAUGGAAGCGGAAUGGCAAAGGUGACAGAUUUCGGGUUGUCGAGGAUGAUGCUGAAUGGAGAAACGCAUGUGAGCACGAUGGUGGCGGGGACGGUGGGUUAUGUGGCGCCUGAGUAUGGGCAGACAUGGCGGGCAACGACUAAGGGGGAUGCUUAUAGCUUUGGAGUGCUGGUGAUGGAGCUGGCGACGGGGAGGAGGGCGGUGGAGGAAGGAGGAGAGGAAUGUUUGGUGGAUUGGUUGAGGAGGGUGGGGAUGGAAGAGGCAGUACAUGAGGUGGAGGAGGGGUGGGACGACGAAGAAGGAGGCGAGGCAAUGAAAGGGUUGAUGAGGGUGGCGAUGAGGUGCAUGGAGGAGGCGCCGAAUGGCCGACCGGACAUGAGAGAGGUGGUGGCGAUGUUGAUAAGGAUCAUCAAAGGUUCUGACUCUGACUGGGACGGGAAUUUGGAUCCUCCUCAAUUAGCACGAUAGUAAAAUUUAAUCUCAAAUGAAUUUCGAAAUUUUUAAUUUUAUUUUGAGAUAGAUACAAUAUAAAACAUUUAUAUUGCAUUCAUCAUCUUAAAAUAAAUUUAAAAAUUCAUUUUAAAUAAAAUUUAAUCAGAUAUUUUGAGUUUUUUUUUUUUCAUUAUUUCAUAGGAAGUGAAAUAUAAAUACAGUUGUACAUUUAGAUAUAGGGAUUGCCAAUAUGUUGUAAUUGGAUUACACAUACAAUUAUACAAAGAUAUAACUAACUCUUGAGUC